Daldinia caldariorum is the source of this 1540-nucleotide messenger RNA. Its product is annotated as secreted aspartic proteinase precursor. The transcript is spliced from 3 exons. Gene Ontology annotation, molecular function: aspartic-type endopeptidase activity. NCBI's taxonomy places the organism in Eukaryota, Fungi, Ascomycota, Sordariomycetes, Xylariales, Hypoxylaceae. The coding region runs from base 6 to 1301 and encodes 431 amino acids. Gene Ontology annotation, biological process: proteolysis. The record is from RefSeq and is a predicted model, not a curated record.
UCAAGAUGGCGUCCUUCCCUAGUGUUCGCGUCGUGGUGAUGCUUUGCCUCUCUUUCUUCACCACUACAGUUUGGACCCUAUCUCUUGUCCCCAAGGCUGGCAAGACUCUGUCUAUUCCGCUAUCCCACAAUGCUGAUGUCCCUCGUCAUGGCCCUACCGACUACCUCAGAACUUUGAAGAAGUACAACCUCGACGUGCCCGAGGGCUUGCAGCAGGUUGUCGACGCCCACAAGGCUGCCGGCAACAAGAAGCUCGUCGCAGGUGAGCCCGGAAGUUCUGCUCCGGCUGCCGCCCAUGAUGGCGAUCUCCUCUGGCUCACUCCUGUCAGUAUUGGUGACCCCCCUCAACAGCUGUUCUUAGAUCUGGACACUGGAUCUUCCGACACUUGGAUCUUCUCAACCGAUACGGAUAAGUCAGAAGUGGCUGGACAGGCCCUUUGGGAUCCCAGCAAGUCAUCAUCAGCACAAAAGAUCCCCAACUGCACUUGGUCUAUCAUCUAUGGAGACUUCUCUACUUCUCAGGGUAUCUGUUACAAGGACACUCUCAUACUGGGAAACCUCUCAAUUCCCAACAUGACAAUUGAAUCGGCUACAUCUGUGUCAACCAUGUUUACCGAAUCUGCAAAUAUGUCGGGCCUUGUAGGAUUGGCCUGGCCGUCCAUAGCUCAGAUGCUGCCACCCCAGAAGACUCUUCUUGAUCUUCUACCUAACGCGUUGAGCCAACCCUUGUUUACCGUCGAUCUGCGCCACAACAGCAGCGAGGGUUCCUUCAACUUUGGAUACAUUGACGAUACCCUCCACACAUCUGAUAUCAAGUACAUCGACGUGAACAUAUCAGACGGCUACUGGGCUGUUCAACAGACGGGCUUCUCUAUCGGGGAUUCAGACGUGAAGUACGAGUUCAGUGAGGCACGAGAUAUCAUUAUUGAUACUGGUUCUACUCUGUUCUUUGCCCCGGAAGAGGCGGUAAAGACGUACUUCAACAGUGUCCCCGGUGCCAACUACUCGUAUACGGAUUACGGAUGGGUGAUUCCCUGCAACUCAACCCCACCUGACUUUGUUUACGAGCUCGGAGAUACACAGGGCAACAGAAUUGCCGGUUCGGUGCCUGGGGCAUACUUUGUGUACGCCCAUUCCACUAACGAGUUGUGUUAUGCUGGCCUGCAGUCCCUCAGCACCUUUUCCGACAUGCCGAGCAUCUUUGGCGAUGUAUUCCUCAAGAGUGGAUUUGCAGUCUUCGACAUCGCGAACAAGAAAUUUGGUAUGGCCCCGAAGCCUGUUAACACCAAUAAUGAUAAAUGAGACUUGGAUGCUCGCGAUGGAAUUGACAAUGGUGAUGAAUAUAUUUGGAGAAAAGGGAUGAGGGAGUGAAUGAUGAUUUGCCACUUUGCAUUGUACGAAUGAUAAGAGAGCUUGUUCGGCUUUUAAUUUUGCUCGCUUCCGUUGUUGGAGAGGCUCUCGCCUAUUCCCAACUUGGACUUUUCACGAUGUCUACCUUGCGUACUUGCCUCACGGUAUGUAUGUAUGUAUUCACUUUUUUU